AUGCUGGACCGCUUAGUCAAGCCCUCUAUCGCGAAGCAGCUCCCUUCGCUGUACAUAUUUCAAGCGGGAGCCCGGCCAGCCAUUGUCAGCACACAGCAGCAAACCCGAGCUGCGUCCACAUCUUCGCCUCCCAAAGACUCCGCGAUUCCUCGACGUAGAGCAGUCACAAUCGUCAAUGACACUGGACGGGUUCCCUGGACAAGUCUCAGCCCCGCCGAGAAAAUUGCUCGAACGACACAACAAUCCUUCAACUUCGGCAUAGUUGCCCUCGGCGUGGUGUUGACUGGCGGCGUCGCUACGGUGCUCUGGCUGGAGGUCUUCUCCACCGACAGCAAGACGGCCUUCUUCAAUCGUGCUGCUGAUCGCAUCCGUGCUGAUCCCAAGUGUCGCGAGCUGCUGGCCGGAGCGGGAACGCACAGCAAGAGGGAAAUUAGCGCGUUUGGGGAGCCGAGUUGGAGCAGGUGGGCACGAAACAGGACAGUAGCGAGCAGACUGGAGAAAGAUCGUGCGGGAGUCGAGCAUCUCCACAUGCACUUCUACGUUGAAGGGCCAGUUGCGAAGGGAACAGUGCAAGUUCACAUGGCAAGAAGGCCGGGCGAAGACUUUGAGUAUCAGCUGUUGGCAUUGGAUGUACCUGGACAGACUCGCUACUAUCUGGAGGACGCCAACGCGAAGUCGGCGCUCUCGAAGUYGGGUACUCUUUUUGGGAUCAACUGGAAUAGGUAG
Molecule: messenger RNA, 726 nt
Organism: Ramularia collo-cygni
Lineage: Eukaryota; Fungi; Ascomycota; Dothideomycetes; Mycosphaerellales; Mycosphaerellaceae
Product: related to TIM21 Constituent of the mitochondrial inner membrane presequence translocase (TIM23 complex)
Exons: 1
Coding region: 1-726 (241 amino acids)
Biological process (GO): protein import into mitochondrial matrix
Cellular component (GO): TIM23 mitochondrial import inner membrane translocase complex
Source: RefSeq, a predicted model, not a curated record